AUGGUAGAUUUUAGAAGUUAUUUUAUUUUUCGGAUUUUUAUAUUUUUCGGUGUUGCUAGUGUUUGUUUGGGUGCUGCUUUUUUAGAAGAGCCACAGAGACAGCCGAUACCUCCUUCUAUUUCUUUUAUAUCUUCUCCAUCAUAUGAUCAGCAGAACCUGUACUACCCUGAGUUGUCGUCCAGACUGUACCAAGGUGACAUCUUGCAAGCUCCUCACGACGACUCUCGCAAUGCCAUCAACAUAGAGACGUACAAGUGGCCGAAUGGUGUGGUCCCAUAUGCGUUCAACCAGUCGUUCGAUGACCCCGAUGAACAGAAAAUUGUACGCAAAGCCAUGGAUGAGUUGGAGAGUAAAACUUGCGUUAGGUUUGUAGUCCGUGAGUCACAAACAGAAUACAUCAGUAUCAACAAGGAAAAGGACCAGGGGUGUUUUGCCAUGAUUGGCUACAGACCCAAGAGGGACAAGCCUCUCCCAGUCAACCUACAGUCUCCAGAGUGUUUAAGACACUCAGGCACAGUCCAGCAUGAGCUGCUGCAUGUACUGGGUCUGCUGCAUGAACAAGCACGUCCUGACAGGGACGAUCACGUCAAGAUCAUGUGGGAGAAUAUUGACAUGCAGUACAAGAAUGAUUUUGGAAAGGCACGAACUUCUGAAGUGACAACUUUUGGAGUACCUUACGACUACCAGAGUGUGAUGCAUUACCCCAAAUACGCCUUUUCUAAGAAUGGAAAGGACACAAUAGUUGCAGUGACCCCCCGACCGAGCGGUAUCCUGGGUCUGUUCCAAGGACCCACGGAGGACUCCAAGGUAGUAAUGGGUCAACGUAUUGGAGCUACGGACGGUGACCUGGAGAAAAUACGUCGGAUGUACAAGUGUCCUAAAUAAACCUGCUUUUCAGUAAA
Messenger RNA from Macrosteles quadrilineatus (aster leafhopper), 902 nucleotides. Its product is annotated as low choriolytic enzyme-like. NCBI's taxonomy places the organism in Eukaryota, Metazoa, Arthropoda, Insecta, Hemiptera, Cicadellidae. The transcript has 6 exons. Gene Ontology annotation, biological process: proteolysis. Bases 1 to 885 code for a protein of 294 amino acids. Gene Ontology annotation, molecular function: zinc ion binding; metalloendopeptidase activity. The record is from RefSeq and is a predicted model, not a curated record.